This is a messenger RNA of Harmonia axyridis, 579 nucleotides long. RefSeq lists its product as uncharacterized. Bases 183 to 497 code for a protein of 104 amino acids. The transcript has 2 exons. The record is from RefSeq and is a predicted model, not a curated record. Lineage: Eukaryota; Metazoa; Arthropoda; Insecta; Coleoptera; Coccinellidae.
UUAGGCAAUCUGCAACUGACGAUCAUGGUAGAGAUCAACUGGGAGUUUCAGUUCCGGUACUCGCAACUCAACAUAAACAAUCAAGUUCCCUGAAUAACCUAAGUGUAAAUCAAAACAAACAAAAAUCUCGUGAAAAUUUAAGCGAACAAACCAGCAACAGAACAACUAGUCCAGCUACGCAAAUGUCUUCGGAAUGGAAAACCGUAGGUCAAGAAAAGAAGGCUUGGUUCUUUAUAAACAGAGUUAAAUCUCACGUAACCGAGGAGCAAGUCAAAAAUUACAUUAAAUCCAAAAAUAAUUUCAAGGAUACAACUGUGGAAGUUAAGGAGCUAUCUUUGGCCGGGAAACAUGGUGAUCUGAAGAGCUUUUUGGUCAAAGUUCCUUUUAAACAUAAAGAUGAACUUUAUGACACCGAAUUUUGGCCGGAAAAUGUGGGGAUCAGAAGAUUCAAUUUUCGAGCCUAUGAAAAGAAUCGAACCUCAUCUGAUUUUUUAUAACUGACAAUAAGAACAGAAAAAUUGAUAACUCCAAAAAUUGGUACAGCAUUAUCCAUCAUAACGUCCAAUCAUUGGGAAAUGC